AUGAUCCCCCGCAACGACAAGUACGCUCUUCAGGGCUUCCCUGGUGCUGAGCGCGCUGUCUACGCCGCCCACGCCGUCCGCGCCGCCACCCCCGUCGCCACUCCUCCCACCACCCCGGCCGCCGGUGGCAGCAGCGGCAGCGCCGUGACCACCUUCCCCCAGUCCUCUGGCUCCAGCCAGCUUAGCGAGCCCAUGACCGUCACUGCCUUUGACGGUGGCAUGAAGGCCUUCGGCCGUGGCGUCGACUGCACUGGCCAGGACGAGGGUGGCGACUCCGACGCCGUCUUCGAGGUUGCCGACGGUGGCUCCCUCUCCAACGUCAUUAUCGCUGCCGACCAGACCGAGGGUGUUCACUGCGCUGGUGAAUGCACCAUCGAGAACGUCUGGUGGGUCGCCGUCUGCGAGGACGCGCUCUCCUUCAAGGGCAACGCGGGUAACUCGCAGGUCAAGGGCGGUGGUGCCAAGGGCGCCGAGGACAAGGUCAUCCAGCACAACGGCGGUGGCAGCGUCUCCAUCUCGAACUUCUACGUCGAGGACUUUGGCAAGCUCUACCGCUCUUGCGGCAACUGCGACGAGAUGUCCGAGCGCCACGUCACGAUGAGCGGCAUCGUCGCCAAGGGCGGCAAGGAGCUCGCCGGCAUCAACUCCAACUACGGCGACACUGCCACCAUCACCGACUCGUGCGCUACCGAUGUCGACGACAUCUGCGUCGAGUUCAACGGCACCGACAACAACGAUGAGGAGCCUACCGAGAAGGGCUCCGGCCCCAGCAGCGCCUGCAAGUACACGCAGGCUGAUGUCGGCAGCUGCUAA
Molecule: messenger RNA, 813 nt
Organism: Aplosporella prunicola CBS 121167
Lineage: Eukaryota; Fungi; Ascomycota; Dothideomycetes; Botryosphaeriales; Aplosporellaceae
Product: polysaccharide lyase family 3 protein
Exons: 2
Coding region: 1-813 (270 amino acids)
Biological process (GO): pectin catabolic process
Cellular component (GO): extracellular region
Molecular function (GO): pectate lyase activity
Source: RefSeq, a predicted model, not a curated record